Messenger RNA from Carassius carassius (crucian carp), 2351 nucleotides. Its product is annotated as chemokine XC receptor 1-like. Gene Ontology annotation, molecular function: chemokine receptor activity. The record is from RefSeq and is a predicted model, not a curated record. Gene Ontology annotation, cellular component: membrane. The transcript has 4 exons. Gene Ontology annotation, biological process: G protein-coupled receptor signaling pathway; chemotaxis; immune response. NCBI's taxonomy places the organism in Eukaryota, Metazoa, Chordata, Actinopteri, Cypriniformes, Cyprinidae. The coding region runs from base 179 to 1210 and encodes 343 amino acids.
UUUGACACAUUAGCAGUCAUAUGUGGUCAGCUGAUUCAUUGUGGUCCUCUGGUAUGUGUUUCGAUCUUAUUAGUCUUACAACAUAAGAUGGUCCAGGAAAGAAUAAAAGACGGCAGUGAAGUUUGUUGAGACUAUUUUCCUUAAGCAGUUCUACAACACGGUCAACCGUGACCUUAAGAUGGAGUUCAACUCAAAUAGCACCUAUGAUAAUGACUCAUAUGAAGAGUUAAUCCCAAUGUGUGAGGUUGAUGACUAUGAAAAAACGACUGGUGUGUGCUACGCCACGAUCUUCUGCCUCAGCAUCCUUGGUAAUGGCUUCCUCGUGUGUGCGCUCACCUGCUACGAAGACCUGAACAGGGCAACCAACCUUUUCAUGUUCUGUUUGGCUCUUUUUGACCUUCUGUUCACACUCACAUUGCCUUUCUGGUGCGUGGAGCUUCUUAAUCACUGGGUUUUUGGAGAUGUUGUCUGUAAGAUCAUGACCGGGGCCUAUUUUGUAGGCAUCUAUGGAAGCCUCAUCCUUCUCACCGCCAUGACCCUCGACCGUUUUGUUGUGGUUGUGGUCAGAAGUUACUGGUUAACACGAAGUAGAAGGCUCAACUGUUCAAAGGCCGCCUGCAUUGGUGCAUGGAUCUUAAGUUUGAUUGCUUGUCUGAGAGAUUCAAUAGCCGCAAAGGCACAAGAUGUACAUAUCUACAAAUACUCAUGUCAAAGUCCCAAUACAGUUGAUGACAAAGUCGGAUAUUACGCUCAGCUCAUUCUGCUGUUUCUUGUACCGUUUGCCAUCAUUGUUUUCUGUUACACCAAAAUCAUUUUGACCCUCAUGUCAACAUCGACCAGGCAGAAAUACAAAACUGUGAUACUGGUGCUGUGCAUUGUUAUCGCUUUCUUCAUAUGCUGGGGGCCCUAUCAUAUCAUCAUUGUGUUGAUGUCCAUCUAUAACUUUGAUUCCUGUGAACAUUAUCAGCUGCAUAUUGCAUUUAUCGUCUGCAGGAUUCUGGCAUUUUCCCACUGCUGCAUAAACCCGGCGCUGUAUAUUGUCAGAGGGAAGUACAGAAAUCUCUUGUCAAGUUUAUUGUUCUGCUCGCCUGAACUCAGGCAGUCGGGGCUCUACAGAGGACCAACGGAUCCCAGCGACUCCAGGAUUCAUCCAUACAUGAAUGAAGGAGCUCGAGAAAAUUGUGAAGUGCAACAAACAAAUACGAUAUAAUGCAUGGAGAUACUACGCAAGAGGUCUUCAAUAUCAGUUAUGAUUAUGACUUCAACCACACAUAUGAGGAAUAUUAUCCUUUGGUGACAUUAGAGGAAGAGAAUCUUUCACUUAGGAUAAUCAGUGCCAUUUGCUGCAGUCUCAUCAUCUGCAUCAGUCUACCCGGAAACAGCUUUUUGCUUUGGGUGGUCUUAAAGAAAGUGGGUUUGAGCAGCUCUGCUCAUUGUUUACUCCUCCAUCUGACAGUGUCCAACCUCAUUUUCUCCUUCACAUUGAUUCCCUGGACAAUCAAUCAUAUUUGGGGAUGGAUAUUUGGAUAUCUGGCAUGUAAGCUGUUCACCUGGAGUAUCUUUUUGGGCCUGUACAGCUACAUGAUGUUCCUCACAGUCAUGACAGUCCAUCGAUACGUCGUGGUGGUCUAUCCGGUGUUCGCUUCAUCUGUAGGGAAUCGCAGAAUUUACAUGCACAUCUCGUCUGCUGUGGCUUGGUUGAUCUCUGUGGCCUUCAGUCUGCCUGAAAUGAUCUUCUCUGGGACUGUGGAUGGACCUGAUGGUGUAUAUUGUGUUCCCACCAAUAACUCAGUGUUUGUGGAGGUGUAUGAAUAUUUUACUCAAAUGAAUCUCUUUUUUUCCUGCUCCCAUUCCUGGUUAUUGUGUUUUGCUACAUUCGGAUGGGUUUUUCCAUCCUUCAGUGUCGCAUCUGAAGCAGAAACAAUGCCGUAUGCACCAUCCUAAGCAUCGCAGUGGGAUUCUUCAUCUGCUGGGCACUGUAUAACAUCUUCCUCUUGUCCUUGAGGUCUCUAGGUGUUUUUGUGUUUAGGAAGAGUGUUUUGGAGACCAUCUACUGCUCCACUCACAUUCUAGCGUAUUCCCACUGCUGUCUGAAUCCACUUGUCCACAUCUUUGGAGGAAAGAAGUUCAGGAAGUACCUGCCAUGGAGCAGAGGAUUCUGUCGGCUCUCGAGGUUCAGCGUGUAAAUGUUUAGAAACCCAAGCAGAUUCUCUGGUCAGUUUCAUCACUGAUCAUGUCAAAGGUCAUGAUGUCAUUUUGUUGCAGCUCCAAAGUGAGUCACAUGACGUUUACAGUGCAGAUGAUUGGCUCAAAAAAGUUAUUGAGAUGAAUAACAGAUUGAUAGCAGAGGU